Messenger RNA from Ostertagia ostertagi, 480 nucleotides. The record is from the annotation of a GenBank genome assembly. NCBI's taxonomy places the organism in Eukaryota, Metazoa, Nematoda, Chromadorea, Rhabditida, Trichostrongylidae.
GAGGAAAAGAAAUUUAGGGCAGAUGGCGGUCAUCACGUUUGUUUUGUAAGCGAUGAAAAUAGAGCCGUCGCUCCAUCGUUUUUUGAGCAUGGGAUGGCCGUAAUCAGUCUCCCCGAACUGCCUAAUCACUACAAAGAAAUGUUAUCGCAUGGAUCAGCCGACGAAUUGCGAUCUCUUGGACUUGGAGUCGGGGCUGCUCUUCACGAGAUUGGCCAUUUGGCCAGGGCCCCUCCGUGUUUCUUUGAUAACUUCUCCACUUGCUUAUUUGCCCAUGGACCAUUCUUCAACAGUUCGGAUAUUCCAGCCCGGCCUUUAUCAGUUCAUUACAGAACGACAGAAGAAGCUGUACAUAUUAAAUGUAUUCAUGGAAUACUGCUCGUCGUCAUUGUCAAAGGGACGACGUAUCACGAUCUCAAAGUAUAUGACGAUCUCCCAACCACUGUAACCCUUCAAAUAAAAGAAGAACUCUGGGAUCUCAUU